Molecule: messenger RNA, 2489 nt
Organism: Nymphaea colorata (pocket water lily)
Lineage: Eukaryota; Viridiplantae; Streptophyta; Magnoliopsida; Nymphaeales; Nymphaeaceae
Product: cleavage and polyadenylation specificity factor subunit 3-II
Exons: 14
Coding region: 110-2119 (669 amino acids)
Biological process (GO): snRNA processing
Cellular component (GO): nucleus
Source: RefSeq, a predicted model, not a curated record
UUCGGGCCCUCGAACGGAUGCCCAGUCUGAAACUCCGGAGCAUAAAUUGCCCGCAGCAGAGCGCGCGAACGUGGAAGCAGAGUAGCAAGGUGGCGGGGAAGCGAAGGCGAUGGGAAUCGACUGCCUGGUUUUGGGUGCGGGGCAGGAAGUCGGGAAGAGCUGCGCGGUGGUGACGAUGGGCGGGAAGCGGAUCAUGUUCGACUGCGGCAUGCACAUGGCGUACCAGGACCUCCGUCGAUACCCGGACUUCUCCUCCGUCCUCCGGCCCGGCGAGCCUCCGAUCGCCUGCGUCAUAAUCACCCACUUCCAUUUGGAUCAUGUUGGGGCGCUCCCUUACUUCACGGAGGUUUGCGGUUACAGCGGGCCUAUCUACAUGACGUAUCCAACCAAGGCUCUAGCACCUUUGAUGCUCGAAGAUUUUAGGAAGGUUAUUGUUGAUAGAAGAGGGGAAAAGGAACUAUUUACUGCUCAACAGAUUCUGGACUGCAUGGGGAAAGUAAUAGCAGUGGACUUGCGGCAGACAGUGCAAGUUGAUCCAGAUAUUCAGAUACGUGCAUAUUAUGCAGGACAUGUCCUUGGAGCAGCAAUGUUCUAUGCAAAAGUUGGAAACAGUAGUGUUUUGUAUACUGGAGACUACAAUAUGACACCUGACAGACAUCUUGGAGCAGCCCAGGUUGAUCGUUUGCAGCCAGACCUACUCAUAACUGAAUCCACGUAUGCAACAACUGUACGUGAAUCAAAGCUUGCACGUGAACGGGAAUUUGUUCAGGCGGUUCAUAGUUGUGUAGGAGCAGGAGGAAAAGUAUUGAUUCCUGUAUUUGCUAUGGGAAGAGCACAGGAACUCUGUAUACUGUUGGAUGACUACUGGGAACGUAUGAAUUUGAAAGUUCCUAUUUACUUUUCUUCUGGUCUGACCAUACAAGCGAACAUGUACUAUAAGAUGCUUAUUGGAUGGACUAACCAAAAGGUCAAGGAUGCAUGUGUUACACACAAUCCUUUCGAUUUUAAACAUGUUCGCGAUUUUGAGCGCUCUCAAAUCUAUAAUCCUGGGCCAUGUGUUCUCUUUGCUACACCUGGGAUGCUCACUGGAGGGUUUUCUCUUGAAGUCUUUAAGCAGUGGGCUCCUUCUGAACAGAAUCUGGUUGCUCUGCCUGGUUAUUCUGUUGCUGGAACCAUAGGCCAUAAGCUGAUGUCAGGAAAGCCAACACGGAUUGAUUUGGAUAAAGAUACACAUAUUGAUGUUCGGUGUAAGAUUCACCAGGUUUCAUUCAGUCCACAUACUGAUGCCAAAGGGAUUAUGGAUCUUGUGAAGUUGGUUUCUCCAGAUCAUGUGAUACUUGUUCAUGGGGAGAAGCCUAAAAUGGCUAUACUGAAGGGUAAAAUCCAGUCGGACCUGGGGCUUCCUUGCUAUUAUCCAGCAAACAACGAAUCCGUGCAUGUCUCCACAACUCAGGCAGUGAAAGUUGAUGUAACAAAAACAUUUAUGAAAAGCAAUUUGAGAUCAAUCUCUGACUGCUUAUACAAGAUAAUAAAAAAUGAUGCUGACACGUUACGAUGGACUGUGGAGGUAGGUAGAGAGCAUAAACAUCAAGCAUCAAUUGCCGAGGGCAUUUUGGUUAUGGAGAAGGCCAAAAGAGCCAAAAUUAUGCAUGAAGCAGAACUAUUGCCCGCUUUGAAUGCUGAAGAGCAUGAAAUUCAGUUUGCUUAUUGCUGCCCUGUGCGUAUUAGCAGCAUUGAACACAAACACUUGUGUUUGGCAGAUGGAGGCUCUAUGGAGUUGUUCAAUGAUUCCCGUGGUGAAUUUGCUUCUACACCAAGCUCAUCCAUUGUUAGUUCUGUUUCUUCUAACAGAGUUCAGUCCACCUCUUCGGAAUGCUGCCGUUUGCUUCAGUGGCUGUUUAUAGAAUUAAAGAAAGCAAUAGAUGAAGACAUCAAAGUGACAGCUGAUUCUAUACAGUUGAACUCAUUAAACAUCCAGACUUGCCUAAAAAAUAGCUGCUCUUACAGGAAAGAGAAAAUAGAUGAUUGCCAGCAAAUGGUGUUUUUUUGCUGUAGAUGGUCAUUGGUGGAUGAAAAAUAUGCAACGGCAGUUCUUUCAAUCAUGAGAGCCCUGAAUUAAGUGGUGAUCAACUGUUUGUCCUCCCAAAAUGUGUGGUUUACAGAUGGAUGAUCUUAUUCAGAAUGCACUGCCUUCAAUUUUGCCUGCCUGCAUCAUGCUGCCAAUUUAAGCGUGAAACUUGAACAUUCUGGCAUGUUGCAGGUUUGCAUCGUCAAGCCUCAUUUCUUGUUUCAAGGUAAAUUUAAAGCCAAAAGUGGAAAAGACUAGCAGAAAGAGGGGCAAAUCAUGCGUCGACAUACAGGGUUUGAGUUCCGUUGCAUAUUUACAGAAUUCCUUGCUUGUUGGGAGAUAAAACUAAGCAUCCCCAAGUAUACCUUUUAAGAUACGCUGUAAUUUGCUGAGUUUUCAUAAGGUGGAUGGCUUCUAAUCA